Molecule: messenger RNA, 3076 nt
Organism: Mus musculus (house mouse)
Lineage: Eukaryota; Metazoa; Chordata; Mammalia; Rodentia; Muridae
Gene: Tead4
Product: TEA domain family member 4
Exons: 12
Biological process (GO): DNA-templated transcription; positive regulation of stem cell population maintenance; hippo signaling
Cellular component (GO): transcription regulator complex; nucleoplasm; nucleus
Molecular function (GO): DNA binding; DNA-binding transcription factor activity
Source: RefSeq, marked reviewed
GCGAGGCGCGCCCCACCCCGGCGGAGGGGACGGUUUUCGGCUGGAGGUGGUGGAGAGACAGUUAGGACUCAACGCAACCCGGGGGUGUGGGGAGCUGGAUGAGAGCGGGAAAUCGGUAGAUCAGAGUCAAGGGGUGUGGGUGCGAGCGGCGAGAGGCGCCGAGGGGUCCGCGGGGUUCCCGGGUGUCUCCGCCGUGUCCUGUCCCGUGGCCGCCCGCGGUUCCCGGGCUCCGCCCAGCCGUGGAGCCCAGCCUCUCUCUGGCCCGGUCUCCUCCCAAAGGUGCGGGUGGCAGCGCCACUCCCUCCGCUCCCUCCCCAGCCGCGCGCGUCUCAUUCCAGCGCCCAUUCCGUGCAUUCCUGCCGGGCUCCUCUGCAAACUCCAGUCCCGGGGGUGGGGACCGGCCUCAGCUACGCGCUCGGGGCCCCGCAGCGGUCGCCGCGGCUGGAAGACUUGGCGCCCCGCGUGGACCUGCCGCAGCCGGCCGAGCUCUCCCACCCCGCCUCCCGAACCCUGGGACCGGUCCAACGGGCGCUCCUCCAAGCCGAGCCUUGGAGGGCAAGGCCGGCACCAUUACCUCCAACGAGUGGAGCUCUCCCGACUCCCCCGAGGGGAGCAGCAUCUCUGGGGGCAGCCAGGCACUGGACAAGCCCAUCGACAAUGAUGCAGAGGGUGUAUGGAGCCCCGAAAUUGAGCGAAGCUUCCAGGAGGCCCUGGCCAUCUACCCACCCUGCGGCCGCCGCAAAAUUAUCCUGACGGAGGAAGGCAAGAUGUAUGGUCGGAAUGAGCUGAUCGCACGCCAUAUCAAGCUCAGGACAGGGAAGACGCGCACAAGGAAGCAGGUCUCCAGCCACAUCCAGGUGCUUGCCCGUCGAAAAGCCCGGGAGAUCCAGGCCAAACUCAAGGACCAGGCAGCUAAGAACAAGGCCCUGCAGAGCAUGGCUGCCAUGUCGUCCGCACAGAUCGUCUCGGCCACAGCCUUCCACAGUAAAAUGGCUCUUGCCCGGGGCCCUGGCUACCCAGCAAUCUCAGGGUUUUGGCAAGGAGCUUUGCCAGGCCAACCUGGAACAUCCCACGAUGUGAAACCUUUCUCUCAAAACACCUACCCUGUCCAGCCUCCGCUGCCUCUGCCAGGCUUUGAGUCUCCUGCAGGGCCCACCCCCUCACCCUCCGCACCGCUCGCUCCUCCGUGGCAAGGCCGCAGCAUAGCUAGCUCCAAGCUCUGGAUGUUGGAGUUCUCGGCUUUCCUGGAGCGCCAGCAAGAUCCCGACACAUACAACAAACACCUGUUUGUGCACAUCAGCCAGUCAAGCCCAAGCUACAGUGACCCCUACCUCGAAACUGUGGACAUCCGCCAAAUCUAUGACAAGUUCCCAGAGAAGAAGGGAGGCCUCAAGGAGCUAUUUGAACGGGGGCCCUCUAAUGCCUUCUUCCUUGUGAAGUUCUGGGCAGACCUCAAUACCAACAUCGAUGACGAGGGCAGCGCCUUCUAUGGGGUCUCCAGCCAGUACGAGAGCCCGGAGAACAUGAUUAUCACCUGCUCUACGAAGGUCUGCUCAUUUGGCAAGCAAGUGGUGGAGAAAGUUGAGACGGAGUAUGCCCGCUAUGAGAAUGGCCACUAUUUGUACCGCAUCCACCGGUCCCCUCUCUGUGAGUACAUGAUCAACUUUAUCCACAAGCUGAAACACUUACCCGAGAAGUACAUGAUGAACAGUGUGCUGGAGAACUUCACCAUCCUGCAGGUGGUCACCAACCGAGACACACAGGAGACCUUGCUGUGUAUUGCAUAUGUCUUCGAAGUUUCAGCCAGCGAGCAUGGGGCUCAGCACCACAUCUACCGACUUGUGAAAGAAUGAGAGACUUGGAGAGCAAUGGUAGGGGGGACAAGUCCAGGACAUGGGGACCUGGGAGGGGACCUUCAGGGACAGUCCCCUGGAAGUGCCAAGAGAGCCAAGCAGAGUUGCCAGGUCUCUUCUUACCAGGAGCAAACUGCCUGAUCUUGCAGUGCUCAACCCCCAAUAAACCCAAGGUGUCAAGUAUUUUCAGAGGAGCUAGUUUGGCCUGUGUGAGCCCAGAAGGGCAGGGGAGAAGGGGGCAUCAGGAAGCAAGCUGGAAGCAAUGGCCCAAAGUACUCCAGGACAGCCAAGGAACCAGAACCCCGGUGGACUCAGCCAGGCAUAUCACCAAGACACCAAAGCUCAAGACCCUUCUCAGCUGCUGGAACCUCACACUCCUGCUGCUGGUCACCCUAGUGGCCUGAGGACAGAUUGCACGUAGGUCACACACCCAGAGAUGCUGUGGGUGACUUUAUGUACACUGUCUGUCUGUCCUGCCAUCGGUGCCUGAGAAUGGCUACUGCAGAAGGCUCCAUCCCUGCAAACAGGGCUGGGUUUAGGUGUGGCUGCAACAUAGUUGUUGGAGGGAGACUGGGUAAGAGCUACUCGGGUGGCUUUGUUCUUUCUGCAGUGGCCCUGCAGGGGGCAGGGUCUCCAAACUGAAGCAAGGCUUGGAGGUAGGGCGUCCUGCCUCAGGGCCAGCAUUUCCAGCUGCCUGGCCUCCACAGGCUCCUCGGCUUCUCUAUUAGUCUCUUUUCUUCUCUGCUCAGCACUGACGAGGGAGGGUGUCUGUAAAGUACCCGGGUCUUGCGGUGCCAGUUAAAUAAUCUAAUCCUCAGCCCCAUUGCUUCUCUCACUCUGGAGGGCCUGGAUCUGUCUCUCUGCUGCCCUCUCAAGGCUUUCUGGUGUCUGCUUUCCCCAGUUGGAGCCAGUUCUAAUAGUCUGGAGCCUCAGGAAGAAAGAUACAACCUGGGCAUGUUUGUGUGUAUCCAGGACUCAGGGAUGCAUCUGUGAGGAUGCAGAAAUGGGCAGGGCAGCAUUGUGGUGAUGCUACAGAGGUGAGGGACAAGGGCUCUGGAGUCAGUCUAGCCUGACUUUGGUGUGCAACCUUUAAAAAAAAAAUGUUGUGGUGCCUCAGUUUCCCCAUCUGUAAAAUGGGUAUAACAUUCACCUACCUCGUGUAUGGACAGUGCCUCACACAGUGCUGAGCACAUCCACAUGUUCAAUAAAUAUGCAUUGGUACU